AGAAGAUGAAUAGGACAGAACAACCUCAUGCCUACUCCAUAAACCACCUCGCCACAUUUCGCUACUGAGCACACCCGGCGCAGCUGUUGUUGUGCAUUCAGGAAGCUAAGAGUCGCCGCGCGGGGUUCUUCUCGGUCUACAAUGCGGAGCAUGACACAAACUCUCUCACACUGAUUCAGAGCCCUUCAAGUCCGCCGGACGCAAUUGUUUGCAGCGAAACGGAAUGUUGUCACUUUUUUUCAGGAAGAUCAGUUUCCAUUGGACAGAAGGACACUUUUAUUUAUUAGCGGUCACGCGGCCCAAAGAACGUACCGCUCAUUUACGAUGAGCUGUUUGGAUCUUAUGUACCCAGCCUAUGGACAUUACGCACCGUACGCUCCACCUGCUUCUGCUUUCAUUAAUAGCAUACCGGCUCCCAUAAGUCUCAGCACAGCUCCUCACUGCCGCGACUUCAUGGACGCUCACAGCAGGGGCCCAACAUCGGCCGUCUCUGGGGGCCCCAUUGUAGUCCCCAGCGGCUCUGCUUCCUCUUCCUCGGCCUCUUCGUCGACCUCCUCGUCCUCCUUAGCAUACCCCCCUCCUCCUCCUCCUCCUCCUCCGCGAGAGGGCCCGUCCCGGUCGGCUGAGGGCCCGAAGGACAAGCAGGAGGCCCCUGACGCUGAGUACCUGACGUCCCGCUGUGUGCUCUUCACCUACUACCACGGGGACAUCAGCAGUGUUGUGGACCAACACUUCUCCCGGGCCCUCAGCUCCUACAUAGACGGAGAGGGCAAGAGACGGGCCCCGGAGCCACACAGCACAGGUAUAGGGGCCACAUGUACUCUAACACACACA
Gadus macrocephalus (Pacific cod) is the source of this 834-nucleotide messenger RNA. It is a transcript of the gene vgll2b, whose product is annotated as vestigial-like family member 2b. Gene Ontology annotation, biological process: regulation of transcription by RNA polymerase II. The annotation marks the transcript as partial. The record is from RefSeq and is a predicted model, not a curated record. NCBI's taxonomy places the organism in Eukaryota, Metazoa, Chordata, Actinopteri, Gadiformes, Gadidae. The transcript has 2 exons. Gene Ontology annotation, cellular component: nucleus.